UUUUUUUUUUUCUUUUUUUUUUUUUUGUUGUUGUUUUUUAACCCCUUCAAUUCUUUAUGAUAUAUAUCUUCUUGACCUUCUUGUUAUCGUUAUCUACAAAUAUAUCUAUAAGUCGCUGUUUUGUAAGUCGCUGUUUUUGAAUAUCCCAAAAUUCGCUGUUUUGAAUAUCCCAAAACACAAGAGAUCCCCAUUACAAAUAUAUAUUCAUUCAACCACAUCCCUACUGUCAUUGACCCAUCACUCCGUCACCAUUUCAAACCCUCAAUCAACUUCUUCUACUUGCAGCAGCAAUUCACCAAUCAACACCUUCAAUUUCACACCAAUUUUCAUAACCAGCGGCCAUGGAACCAACAUCUUCAACCGAACAUGAUGUUCAUAACGAAAACGGAGGCAACAGGACCACAGAUACGGACUCGAUCGAGAAAAUAUUCGAGAGCAAGAAGGUUCCGCCAUGGCAGAACCAGCUCACGCUUCGCGCAUUCGUCGUCAGCUUUAUUUUAGGGAUUCUCUUCACGUUUAUCGUCAUGAAGCUUAACCUAACUACCGGAAUUAUCCCGUCCUUGAACGUGUCUGCCGGACUGCUAGGGUUUUUCUUCGUGAAAACGUGGACGAAGUUUCUCGGUAAAUCUGGUUUGUUGAAGCAGCCGUUCACGAGGCAGGAGAAUACGGUUAUUCAGACGUGUGUUGUUGCUUCGUCUGGUAUCGCGUUUUCAGGGGGGUUUGGUAGUUACUUGUUUGGGAUGAGUGAAGUUAUUGCCAAACAAUCAAACGAAGCAAAUGCAGCACAGAACAUGAAGAACCCGUCUCUUGGAUGGAUGAUUGCGUUUCUUUUUGUAGUCAGCUUCCUUGGACUGUUUUCCGUCGUCCCUCUUCGCAAGAUCAUGAUUAUCGACUUCAAACUCAUUUAUCCAAGCGGCACAGCAACCGCUCACCUUAUCAAUAGUUUCCACACUCCCCAGGGUGCUAAGCUAGCCAGGAAACAAGUGAGGACUUUAGGGAAGUUUUUCUCCAUGAGUUUCCUAUGGGGCUUCUUUCAAUGGUUCUUUACCGGUGGCGACGAUUGUGGAUUCAUAAACUUCCCCACACUCGGUCUUAAAGCCUACGAAAACAAGUUUUAUUUCGACUUUUCGGCAACUUACGUUGGUGUGGGAAUGAUCUGCCCGUAUCUUGUCAACGUAUCGUUACUAGUCGGAACCAUCCUUUCAUGGGGCAUAAUGUGGCCUCUCAUAAACGAAAAGAAAGGUGAUUGGUAUUCUGCAGAUCUUAAAUCAAGUAGUCUUCAUGGCUUGCAAGGUUACAGGGUGUUCAUCGCCAUAGCCAUGAUCCUUGGUGACGGGCUCUACAACUUCGUAAAGGUCCUUUAUUACACUUUGUCCGGCUUAUAUCGCCAUUUCAAUGACGAUAAAACCAAAGCGGAAGAAGCCAUUACCGGUAACUCAUUGCCCGAUCUUCCUUCCCUGUCUUAUGAUGACCAAAAACGCACUCGAUUGUUUCUCAAAGAUCAGAUUCCUACGUGGAUUGCGAUAGUUGGCUAUCUAACCAUUGCUAUUGUCUCCAUUAUCACUCUUCCACACAUCUUCCACCAGCUCAAGUGGUACUACGUCGCUGCUAUUUACGUAUGCGCCCCGGUUUUAGCGUUCUGUAACGCUUUUGGAUGCGGGCUCACCGACUGGUCAUUAGCAUCGACCUACGGUAAGCUUGCGAUAUUUGUCAUUGGAGCGUGGGCUGGUGGGUCAAAUGGUGGUGUACUGGCGGGCUUAGCAGCAUGUGGGGUCAUGAUGAACAUCGUCUCGACCGCUUCUGACUUAACACAGGACUUCAAGACCGGUUACAUGACCUUGGCUUCACCCCGGUCUAUGUUUGUUAGCCAAGUGAUCGGGACCGCAAUGGGUUGUAUCAUCUCCCCUUGCGUCUUCUGGCUGUUUUACAACGCGUUUGACAAUCUUGGAGUCCCGGGUUCGGAGUACCCUGCACCGUACGCUCUCAUUUUCCGCAACAUGGCAAUCUUGGGAGUUGAAGGAUUCUCGACCUUACCCGAAAAAUGUCUCUUGCUUUGCUAUAUAUUCUUCGGGUUCGCGAUCUUUGUGAAUGGGAUUCGAGACUUGGUGGGGAAAAACCUAGCUCGGUUCAUUCCAAUUCCAAUGGCGAUGGCGAUUCCAUUCUACAUUGGAGGUUACUUUGCCAUUGACAUGUGUGUUGGAAGUUUGAUAUUGUUCAUUUGGUCCAAGGUAAACAAGGCAAAGGCUGCUGCAUUCGGGCCAGCAGUUGCUUCGGGUUUGAUUUGCGGUGACGGGAUUUGGACGUUACCGAGUUCGAUCCUGGCUUUGGCUGGUGUUAAUCCUCCAAUUUGCAUGAAGUUUCUGUCAAGGUCAACUAAUGUCAAAGUUGAUGCCUUUUUAGGUUCGUAAAAUUGUUAUUAGUUUAUAGUACACGCUCAUUAGAAGGUAAGAAUAUGAAAAGUAUGUUAGAUUUCAAUACUUGCAGUUUGUUAUUUUUAUUUUUUAGGUGGUGGGUUAAAAUUACCAAUUGUGAUUCACAUCACUCAAAUUCAGUCUCGUAAUAAAAAAGUCAAUUAUCCUAUUA
Molecule: messenger RNA, 2583 nt
Organism: Helianthus annuus (common sunflower)
Lineage: Eukaryota; Viridiplantae; Streptophyta; Magnoliopsida; Asterales; Asteraceae
Product: probable metal-nicotianamine transporter YSL7
Exons: 6
Coding region: 342-2408 (688 amino acids)
Cellular component (GO): membrane
Molecular function (GO): oligopeptide transmembrane transporter activity
Source: RefSeq, a predicted model, not a curated record